AUGAGACGAUACGAUGACCCGAAAAUCAUUUGUCCCUUCGACAAGAGCCAUAUCAUGCCAUCAAUUAGAUUUACCUGGCAUAUGAAGAAGUGCAAGGACCAAUAUCUGGUAAAGAAUCCAACCUCAACAGUUUGGCACUGCAAGUACCACUAUCUGCACAUUUACUUUGAUGAGAAUGUGUUGAAGCAACAUUACACUGAGUGUGAACAUCAUCCUGACAAGAUCAAAGCUAAGAAUGAGCAGACUAUCAAGGAUUGGUAGCAGCUCAGAAUCACUGAGGACAAUAAUCAGCAGAAUCAGGAUGAGGAGGAAGUCAAGAGCUAUGAAGUCAAGAAAAACUCAGAGGAUGCUGAGGUCAGCCUGAUCUAAGUAUCCAAGACUAUAGAGAUUACUCUGAUUCAAGGUGGGGCAAUCAAGACCAGAAACUCUGACAUAGCGAUUGAUCCUCGCUCUAAAUCUAUCAAGAAGCACUAUAGACACUCAAUGAAUGACAAGGAGAAUGCAGACCCAGUCGGUAAGAAAAACUCUCCUCUGACUCCCCACAAAUCAAGUAAGAAAAUGAAGAUGCAGAGCAAAUCAGCCAAUAAAUUUGAGACCAAGUGA
Stylonychia lemnae is the source of this 603-nucleotide messenger RNA. NCBI's taxonomy places the organism in Eukaryota, Ciliophora, Spirotrichea, Sporadotrichida, Oxytrichidae. The record is from the annotation of a GenBank genome assembly.